AUGUUAAAAAUGACCGAGGAGCAUGACAAGUGUGGCAGCGACCAGCCGUGCAGUCCAUCGGGCACAAACAGCUCCAUGUCCCAGGACGAGUCCGACUCCGACGCUCCGUCCUCACCGACGGGCUCCGACGGCCAGGGGUCCCUGCUCGCCGGUUUGGGCAAGAAGCUGGACUCGGAGGAUGACGACCGGUUCCCAGCUUGCAUACGGGACGCGGUCUCUCAGGUCCUCAAGGGAUACGACUGGUCCUUGGUGCCCAUGCCCGUGAGGGGCAGCGGGUCUCUGAAGAACAAACCUCACGUCAAGAGACCCAUGAACGCGUUCAUGGUUUGGGCGCAAGCGGCCCGCAGAAAGCUGGCGGACCAAUACCCACACCUGCACAACGCGGAACUGAGCAAGACUCUCGGGAAACUGUGGCGUUUGCUCUCAGAAGGUGAGAAGAGGCCGUUUGUAGAUGAAGCAGAGAGGCUCCGGGUUCAGCACAAGAAGGAUCAUCCGGACUACAAGUACCAGCCCCGGCGACGGAAGAAUAUGAAACCAGGCCAGAGCGACUCCGACUCAGGAGCAGAACUGGCACAUCACAUGUAUAAAGCUGAACCAGGGCUGGGAGGAAUGGCAGGGAUGACUGAUGGACACCACCACCCUGAACAUUCAGGGCAGCCCCAUGGUCCCCCUACACCACCCACUACUCCCAAAACAGACCUGCACCACGGGGUGAAGCAGGAUCUGAAACACGAGGGCCGUCGCCUUGUUGACAGCAACAGGCAAAACAUUGACUUCAGCAACGUCGACAUCUCUGAGCUCAGCACUGAUGUCAUCAGCAACAUGGAGACCUUCGACGUGCACGAGUUCGACCAGUACCUCCCGCUCAACGGCCACGCCUCGGGCUCCUCCACCCUGUCCUCAGACCACGGUCACGCUCCGGUGCCUGGUGGCUCUUACACUUCCUCAUACAGCCACGCAGGCGCCAACGGGUCAGUGUGGAGCCGCAAGAGUGCAAUGUCCUCCUCCACUUCAUCCGGCAGCGAGGUGGGCCAGCACCGGCUCCAUAUUAAAACUGAGCAACUGAGCCCCAGCCACUACAGCGAGCACUCCCACGGGUCGCCCUCGCACUCUGAUUACGGCUCCUACAGCAGCCAGGCCUGCGUCACCUCAGCCACAUCAGCUGCCUCGGCUGCAGCCUCGUUCUCCAGCUCCCAGUGUGACUAUACUGACCUGCAGAGCUCCAACUAUUACAACCCUUACUCAGGCUACCCGUCCAGCCUCUACCAGUACCCAUACUUCCACUCAUCCAGACGGCCCUACGGCAGCCCGAUCCUCAACAGUCUGUCCAUGGCUCCUGCCCACAGCCCCACCGCCUCCAGCUGGGACCAGCCCGUCUACACCACGCUGUCUCGGCCUUGAGAGGACAAGAAGCUGUCAGUUCGCACCAGAGACUCAU
Anoplopoma fimbria (sablefish) is the source of this 1438-nucleotide messenger RNA. RefSeq names its product transcription factor Sox-8. Gene Ontology annotation, molecular function: RNA polymerase II cis-regulatory region sequence-specific DNA binding; DNA-binding transcription factor activity, RNA polymerase II-specific. The transcript has 3 exons. Gene Ontology annotation, biological process: morphogenesis of an epithelium; neural crest cell development; negative regulation of transcription by RNA polymerase II. Lineage: Eukaryota; Metazoa; Chordata; Actinopteri; Perciformes; Anoplopomatidae. Gene Ontology annotation, cellular component: nucleus. The record is from RefSeq and is a predicted model, not a curated record. The coding region runs from base 1 to 1401 and encodes 466 amino acids.